This is a messenger RNA of Manihot esculenta (cassava), 2407 nucleotides long. Its product is annotated as heat stress transcription factor A-6b. The coding region runs from base 329 to 1384 and encodes 351 amino acids. NCBI's taxonomy places the organism in Eukaryota, Viridiplantae, Streptophyta, Magnoliopsida, Malpighiales, Euphorbiaceae. Gene Ontology annotation, cellular component: nucleus. The transcript is spliced from 3 exons. Gene Ontology annotation, molecular function: RNA polymerase II cis-regulatory region sequence-specific DNA binding; DNA-binding transcription factor activity. Gene Ontology annotation, biological process: regulation of transcription by RNA polymerase II. The record is from RefSeq and is a predicted model, not a curated record.
UUUUGAACACGAACCUGCCUUCCUUGUUUAUGUGCGUGUCACUCUUACCAACUUCAAGAUGUUAUAGCUGAACUUCCAUGAAAGGAAAAACAGAGCACCAAACAAAGAAAAUCUCUCAAUUCCAUCUUUGUCUUCUUCUUCUUUUUCGUCAAAAUCAAUCCUCUUUUUUCUGUUAUUUGUACUAAAUUUUACGUACCAAUUCUCUUCAGUCUUCGGCUUCAAAUUCUAGCUCUUGCAAGUCUCCUCUGUUGAAUUCGCACUGGAGACUUUUUAUUGUUUUAACUGUCAAAUUGAGGAAACUGAUAUAAGGAUCAAUCCAACUCCAACGAUGAAUCCAUAUUAUACGGUGAAGGAGGAGUACCCAGGAUCAAGUUCGCCGCCGUCCGGUGAUGAGCAACCAAUAACUUUCCUGCCACAACCCAUGGAAGGGCUGCAUGAUACAGGGCCACCACCAUUCCUGAACAAGACUUUUGAGAUGGUGGAUGAUCCAAUUACCAAUCAUGUAGUUUCUUGGAGCUCAGGAGGUUCUAGCUUCGUAGUGUGGGAUCCUCAUUUUUUCUCCGCAAGCCUCCUGCCUAGAUGCUUCAAGCACAAUAAUUUCUCCAGCUUUGUCAGGCAGCUUAACACUUACGGAUUUAAAAAGAUAGACCCAGACAGGUGGGAGUUUGCCAAUGAAGGGUUUCUGAGGGGCCAAAAGCAUCUCCUGAGAAACAUCAAGAGAAGAAAGACGCCUUCUCAGCUUCUGCCACAACAGCAAGCUUUGGGUGCUUGUGUUGAAGUUGGCAGGUUCGGAUUGGAUAGAGAAAUUGAUCGACUGAAGCGCGACAAGCAAGUUCUAAUGAUGGAAUUAGUGAAGCUCAGGCAUCAACAACAGAACACUAGAGCUCAUAUUCAGGCUAUGGAACAAAGGUUACAGUGCACAGAAGUAAAGCAACAGCAGAUGAUGCAAUUCUUGGCUAGAGCAGUGCAGAAUCCAGCUUUCUUACAGCAACUAGCCCAGCAAAAAGAAGAGAGAAAAGAACUUGAAGCAAUGACCAAAAAGAGAAGAAGGCCUAUUGAUCAAGGAAUUAACACUGCUGAAUCAAGCUAUGGUAGUGGGAGUAGGAAUCCCAUCAAAGCUGAACCUGUAGAGCUUGGGGAUUACGGGUUUGAAGUUUCAGAACUGGAAGCACUUGCAUUGGAAAUGCAGGGAUAUGGUAGGGCGAGGAGAGAGGAAGAGGAAGCAGAAGCAGAAGAAGAUAUAGAGCCACCUGAAAGUGGAGAUAGAGAACUUGAUGAGGGAUUCUGGGAUGAAUUAUUAAGUGAGAGUCAUGGAGGAGGUGAAGAUGAAGAUGUAGAUGUAUUGGCUGAGCGAUUCGGUUUCUUGGGUUCUAGUCCAAAAUAAAGAAAUUGGGCCCUUCUGCACUGUUCUUCAUCAUCGUCAUCAUCGCGGAUGAUUUCUUUAGUGAUCACAUGGCAGAGUUUUCAUUCCACGGUCGACUUUUAGUUAGCGACUUGUAUUUUGUAUAAUUAGAUCUCUGAAGUUACCGUUAGCCCAUAAUUUUCACCUUGAUAUCUUGGUGUUGACAGGAUAGGAGAAUCACAAAGAAGUGUCCCGUGGAAAAUAUCUUUGUUUAUGGUGUCUUUUAACCCUGUAACUUAAUAUCCUAGUUCUUGUUUUCCUUCAGACACAUUAUGUUGUCUUAAUCUUUCUCUAAUCUUGGUUAGGUUGCAGCAGUGCUUGGACAAGAUUCUGGUUGUCUCUAUCAUGAUUUCUCUCGAGAUUGUCCAGAAGCUGUGUUGAAAUGGACAAGAUGUUGCUGAAAAGUUGCAAGAACCACACAAAUUACAAUUUUGCUUUCCGAAUCAAGUACCUUUUAAGUAUGUCGGUUUGAUAUUUUCCCCCUCUCCCUUUCCCUUGCACUGUCGUGUUCUUUCCUCAAAUGCUGCAUCUUAACCAUGUAGAUAUUUUCACGUCAUGCCCAACGUUGUUCUUUUCAGUCAUUUUCUUGGCAACCGUUGGUCUCCUCAGUGGUAAUGCACAUUAGAUUCUUUCAACCAUAGCCAAGAAAUGUGCGUGCAUUAAGGUUUGUUUGUGUCGACAUAGUUGAUGUCCUUGGUACUAUUACAGUUCUCUGGUACCACAAAAAAGCUAAUGAAAUUGAAAGGUGCUGCUUCAGAAUUCAGGUGUAUGUGCAGUUAGUAGUUAAUGUGGACUGUAAUGAUAUGUUCUAUAGUUUUCAGUGGCUGUAUAAUCUUCACAGGUCAAUUCAGAUAGACCAGUUGUAAGGCCUAGUGCCAAAUGUUUAAUCAAGAGAGGUUCGGAUGUCACAUGAAAUCUUUGGCAGCCACCUUACUUUAAUUUUCUUCUUAUAUAAGAGGAAUGUAAAAUUUAGCGUCAAAUGCAGACAGCUGUUCCGUUUUUUUA